AUGCGGUACUCUCUUCUUGUCUCAGGCGGGCUUCUCGCCCUCGCGUCGGCCGCGUCUGUCCCGUCGUCGGAGAAGAAGUCGUACGACGGAUACAAGGUCGUUCGCCUGACGGUCGGUGAGCACGUCGCCAAGGUCCAAAACAUCGUCGACAGACUCGGCCUCACAACAUGGAAGGGAAAGCCCCGCGCCAACGCUGACGCCGACAUUGUGGUUCCGCCCUCCCUGAUCGGUGCUUUUGAGGCCGAGAUUGCCGGCAUGAAGGCGGUCACCAUGCACGACGACUUGGGCGCAUCAAUCGCCGACGAAGCAUCAUUCAGUGUCUAUGCCGGUAUCGAACACCUGCAGUUCUUGGAUGAUCUCCAUUCCCAGUAUCUGAACCAGUCACAGGUGGUCUCGGCUGGAAACUCGCUGAAGGGGAACGCCAUUACCGGCAUUCACUUCUGGGGCAAGGCCGGCAAAGGCAAGCCCGCCGUUGUGUUCCACGGCACCGUUCACGCGCGGGAGUGGAUCUCUACCAUGGCUCAGGUCGUCGAAUACCUGGCAUUCAACUUGCUGACCACCUCCGACAAUGCCGAAGUCGCAGGCUUCCUCGACAAAUACGACUUUAUUUUCUUCCCGGUAGUCAACCCUGACGGCUUUAUUUACACGCAGGAGUCGGACCGCAUGUGGCGCAAGAACCGACAGACCACGUCCGGCAGCAGCUGCAUCGGGCACGACAUCAACCGCAACUGGCCGUACAAGUGGUCCACCAGCGGGGGUGCCUCCAGCAACCCCUGCGCCGAGGAUUUCAAGGGCAAAGCCGAAGGAGAUGCUCCCGAGACGGUCGUGUUGGCCGACUGGCUAAAGAAGACCCAGGCAGCACAGGGCGUCAAGCUCUUCAUCGACUGGCACGCCUACUCGCAGCUGCUGAUGACCCCUUACGGCUACUCGUGCACCGCCCUGGCGCCCAAGAACGACGAGCUGCAGUCCCUGGCACGGGGCGCCGCGGCCGCCAUCAAGGCCGUCAACGGCGUGAGCUUCACCACGGGGACCCAUCUGCUCCACCAUCUACAAGGGCGAGCGGGCAGCAGCGUCGACUAUGUCAACGACGUCACGGGUGCCUGA
Chaetomium globosum CBS 148.51 is the source of this 1104-nucleotide messenger RNA. RefSeq lists its product as uncharacterized. Bases 1 to 1104 code for a protein of 367 amino acids. The record is from RefSeq and is a predicted model, not a curated record. Gene Ontology annotation, biological process: proteolysis. The transcript has 5 exons. Gene Ontology annotation, molecular function: zinc ion binding; metallocarboxypeptidase activity. NCBI's taxonomy places the organism in Eukaryota, Fungi, Ascomycota, Sordariomycetes, Sordariales, Chaetomiaceae.